AGGGGUUUAGAGAGAAAAAUGUGAAGAGGGAUGGGGAGAGUGAAUGUGAGAGGAGAGCAAUUCAGUGUACCAAAGAACAUCGCAAGACUGAACACAAUGAAGUAUGAAAGUUGUCUAAGAGUGUAAUAAAAAGAUUUGAGAUGAAAGACACCAUGAACCAGACAGAGGGACAGACCAGAGACAGCUAUGAGACCGCUUUGGAUCACAACGAUGUCCUCAACAUCACAUCCCGUAAUAUCACCAUGGGAUUUCAGUCCCCCUUCUCGCCAGUCAUGGACAAGGCCAUCAGUGGAAUUACCAUCAUCAUCCUCAUCAUCACCAUGGUGUCACUGGGCUGCACCAUGGAGAUCUCAAAGAUCAAGGCCCAUAUUCUAAAACCGAAAGGGGUGGCCAUUGCCGUAAUUGCCCAGUUUGGCAUUAUGCCCCUCACUGCCUUCAGCCUGGCCAAAAUCUUUCAGCUGGGUCCCAUUGAAGCGGUGACUGUGCUAAUCUGUGGCUGCUGUCCAGGGGGAAACCUGUCUAACAUCUUCGCCCUGGCCCUGAAGGGUGACAUGAAUCUCAGCAUUGUAAUGACCACCUGUUCUACUGUUUUGGCACUGGGUAUGAUGCCUUUGCUGCUCUUCAUAUAUUGCCACGGCAUCCAUAACUUGGAACAUGCUGUGCCUUACAUUGGCAUCGUCAUAGCUCUCAUCAUGACCCUGGUGCCCUGUGCCAUUGGCAUCGCUAUCAAUCACCGGGUCCCACGGUACUCUCAGAUCAUCAUUAAGGUUGGUCUUAGCAUCUUACUGAUUGCGUCCAUUGCCAUUGGCGUCAUGUCAGGCAUCACCAUUGGGGGAACAGUGUGGGUGGUUCUCUCACCCCAGCUCAUGGCCACAGCUGCUCUAAUGCCCCUGACAGGGUACCUGCUGGGAUACAUCAUGUCCACCGUCUUCAAAGUCAAUCCCCAAUGCAGGAGAACUAUUUCUAUGGAGAUAGGCUGCCAGAACAUCCAGCUGUGCUCCACCAUACUGAAGGUGGCCUUUCCUCCGGAGGUCAUUGGCCCCCUGUAUCUGUUCCCGCUGAUCUAUAUUAUAUUCCAGGGAGGUGAGGCACUGCUUUUCAUCAUCCUCUUCAGAUGUUACCAAGGCUUCAAGCCGCCGCCUGAUGCAAAACCAUUAUAUCUCGCAGUGGACAUUAAAGUGGAUGAAGUGAAGGUCCUAUAGGUCCCAGAUGGGAGAGACCCAUAGAGAUGAAGACACAGGUCAGAGGAGGACAGCAGACCUAACACAACAGGCCCAGAAAGCAGCCAGAACACCAGCAGUGAAGCAAUGGAUAUGAGAGGAAAAGUUCUGAAGCUUGUGUUCUGAGGACAGAAUUAUUUGGCCAUCACAUCAGUGAAAUUAAGGGCUGGUUUCGCAGACAUGGAUUAAGCCUUGUCUAGGACAAAAAAAAGUUAAAUAGAAAACUCCAUGGAGCUUGUUUUUUUAGUCCUAGACUAGGCUUAAUAUAUGUCUGCGAAACCGGCCCUAAAUGUAUUGCAUUUUAGCACCACAACUUGCUGCAGAUUCGCAGCACAAUUGUACCUAUAGAACUGUACACCGAUCAGCCAAAACAUUAUGGCCACCUGCCAAAUAUUAAGUGGGUCCCCCCUUUUCCGCCAAAACAACCCUGACCCGUUAAGGCAUGGACUCCACUAGACCUCUGAAGGUGUGCUGUGGUAUCUGGCACCAAGACGUUAGCAGCAGAUCCUUUAAGUACUUUACGUUAUGAGGUGGGACCUCGAUGGAUCAGACCUGUUUGUCCAGCACAUCCCACACAUGCUCGAUUGGAUUGAGAUCUGGGGAACUAGGAGGCCAAGU
Molecule: messenger RNA, 1838 nt
Organism: Esox lucius (northern pike)
Lineage: Eukaryota; Metazoa; Chordata; Actinopteri; Esociformes; Esocidae
Product: sodium/bile acid cotransporter
Exons: 6
Coding region: 141-1202 (353 amino acids)
Biological process (GO): bile acid and bile salt transport
Cellular component (GO): membrane
Molecular function (GO): bile acid:sodium symporter activity
Source: RefSeq, a predicted model, not a curated record